GUCUUUUCGGCUUCUGUUCCUCAACUAAAUAGCCGGACAUAGUAGAAACCAAACGUCUGGUCGGCCGCUUCUUUUCCUCGCAUUAAAGAGUCUGUCCGACUGUCCAUAACCAUAGGAGACACCAAAGGUCAUGAAUCUAAUUAAAGAUAUACAUAUAUAUAAAGUACCCCAAAGAGAUGGACUUGCUUUCUGCAAUUUAGCUUUCGCACAAAGAGAUAGAGAUACAGAGGGGCUGCAGCGACAAACAGAGGGACUUUAGCUUUCGCAGAACUGCAGGGAGGGACUAAGGGGCUGCAGCACCACAACCGGCAGCACCGUAGCACUCAAAGUCGGCAAGUCUGCAACAAGAUCUUUUAUCAAUGGAGGUAGAAGGAAGCUCAUUACCUACCACCCCAGUAACAAUUGAGUCACCAAAUUUAUCACAUAAUCUGUUGGUUGAUGGAGGUGACUUACCUCUUGAUGACAUACCGUUGGAGGAUGAUGGUGAGCAUCUUGAUGUUGAUGGUGAAGAGAUAGUAGAAGCUGAAACUGAUGGUGCAAAAGUGAAAGUUCUGAAGUCAAAGAUUUGGGUGCAUUAUGAGAGAGAGAGACGGUUGGUGAAAAGCUCAAAGCAAGGUGCAAAUAUUGCCGGACACUUUUGUUGGGUGAUCCAAAGCAAGGAACGAGUUAUUUGCGUAAACAUUACCAAAGAUGCAACCAAAGGAAGACAAAAGAUAUAAGACAACAAGUUUUGCAAGCAAGCUCCAAGAACAAGUUUGAGCUUUCACCAUUCAACUUUGAUCAAGAACUUUCUCGUAUGGAGCUUGCGAGGAUGAUCAUUCUGCACGGCUACCCUCUAAAGACGGUUGAGCAUAUUGGGUUCAGAAACUUUGUGAACAGUUUAAACCCAUGCUUCAAAAUGGUGAGCAGGAAUACUAUUAAGAAGGAUUGCCUGAAGAUAUUUGAGAUAGAAAAGAAGGCCAUGAUGGACACACUUGUGAAGAAUGAUGGGAGAGUAGCUGUGACAACAGAUUUGUGGACUUCUGAUUUUCAGCAAAAAGGUUUUAUGGUUGUCAUUGCUCACUACAUUGACAAUUCCUGGAGGUUGCAAAGUCGAGUCAUCAGGUGAAAGUCUUUCUGAAGCAUUAUAUGGUUGUUUCCUAGAUUGGAACAUCGAGAACAAAUUAUCCACUAUAACUGCGGAUAAUUGUUCCACAAACGAUGUUAUGGUUGGCUUGAUGAAAGGGAAAAUUCCUUUUGAUGCUCUAUUGCUUAGCGGAAACUUACUCCAUAUGCGUUGUUGUGCGCAUAUAUUGAACCUCGUUGUGAAAGAUGGUCUGGAUAUCAUUCAUGCUGCAAUUGAGAAAGUGAGAGAAAGUGUUUCAUAUUGGAAGGGGACGCCAAAGAGAUGGGAGAAGUUUGAGGAUACGGCUCGACAGCUUCGCGCUCCGCUAGGUAAGAAGCUCACUCUUGAUUGUACGACACGUUGGAACUCUACUUAUAUAAUGUUGGAUGUUGCUUUGGAAUACAAAGAUGUCUUUUCCUGCUUAAAGAAUCGUGAUCAGAAAUAUGUCACUGCCCAGUGAAAAUGAGUGGAGCUUGUGCAAAGAAAUAUGCAGUAGGUUGAAGUUGUUUUACAAUGCAACAAGGCUUUUCUCUAGAACUUUAUAUCCUACUGCAAAUAUGUUUUUCCCAACUGUUUGUGAGAUCAAACUAGCUUUAAACCAGUGGACUGUUUGUGGUAUACCAACUGUGCAACUUAUGGCUUCUAAUAUGAUUUUAAAGUUUGACAAAUACUGGUCAGAUGUGAAUGGGAUCAUGGGUGUUGCUGCAAUUCUUGACCCUAGGUAUAAUUUGUUGAUGUUAGAGUACUAUUUUGGGAAAAUUUACUCCAUCACUUCUGAAUUUGAAGUUGAGAAAAUUGUUGAUUUUUGUCGUGAGUUGGUUAAGCAAUAUGAAGAGCAAGAAAAGACACAUAAAAAUGAUCAACUGGGCUGUCAAACUGAGAGCAAUGCAGGUGAAAGUAGUUCUUUGAGUGAUUUUGACUUGUACGCUUCUCAAAGAAAAAGAAUAAGUACAAGGUCAGAACUUGACCAGUACUUAGAGGAUGACAUCCUACUCCGUUCAACAGACUUUGAUGUUUUAAGUUGGUGGAAGUCAAACAAGGGUAAGUAUCCUAUUCUAAGUCAAAUCGCGAGAGAUAUUUUGGUCAUCCCUCUUUCUACAGUCGCUUCAGAGUCUUCCUUUAGCACAAGUGGACAGUUGAUCGGGCCUCAUCGUAGUCGACUCAAAGAAGAAACUAUUGAGGCCUUAAUGUGUGCACAAAGCUGGAUUCUUGCUGACUUAAAUGAAAAAGGAGGUGGAUCACUUUCAUCAGUUUUUUAUGAUUCAGAUGGUGACAAUGAUGAGGGACAGGGUUAAUGAGAAUGGAGAUAUGGAAUAUCAGUACCAAAUUGAAGAACCUUGCUGGACUGAAUUGAAGAAUUGAAAUCCUAAUGAUUUCUAGAAGCAAUGUUUUGUUACUCUUAUUUUUGGUGUCUUUGUUGGACAAGCUUGGAUCUUGUACUUUUCUGUCUUUCAUGAUAUUUUGUUUUGUGAACCUUUGGUUGUUUCAAACUAUUGUUGGGGACUUUGAGUCUCUGAUGUGUUAUUGAUGGCAUGUUCUGAAAAUUGACUUCUAAGUUAUCUCGUUUUGGC
Cuscuta europaea is the source of this 2676-nucleotide messenger RNA. NCBI's taxonomy places the organism in Eukaryota, Viridiplantae, Streptophyta, Magnoliopsida, Solanales, Convolvulaceae. The record is from the annotation of a GenBank genome assembly.